GUUUUCGUGGCGAUUUUAAAGAUGUUUCUAUAAGUUUUACCAAAAAUCUUUACUUUUAGUUCCUUAUCGAACGGGGGGAGAUGAUACGAACCGUUGCUCAAUAGUGUACCCUACUACGAACCGCGAUGGCGAGCGGAAAAAGCACUACGAUCUAUGUCGGCGACAAGGAUUUGAACCGCAACCGGAACGGCGCCGAUGAUCCGCCGGAGAUAAAGAUUCUAUGCUUCGACCUUACCCACUACAACCGGACGACCCAGUUCCUGCUAUGCUGUGCGGGUGUGUUUGCGCUCUAUCUUGUCUAUGGCUACAUGCAAGAGCUGAUUUUCACACUGGACGGUUUCCGGCCCUACGGAUGGUUCCUUACGUUGAUCCAGUUCGGUUACUACAUCGGAUUCGGGUACAUAGAACGCUCGCUAGAGAAGACGACCGUCCCCCGGUGUAUCCCGAUGCGAACGUAUGCACUGCUAGCCUUCCUCACCCUCGGUACGAUGGGUCUCUCUAACUCGAGCGUCGGAUAUCUGAACUAUCCGACGCAGGUCAUCUUCAAGUGCUGCAAACUGAUUCCGGUCCUGAUUGGCAGCGUUCUCAUACAGGGCAAAAAGCACGGUCCGAUGGACUUCUUCGCCGCGUUUGCCAUGUGUCUCGGGUUGAUCCUGUUCACGCUGGCCGAUUCGCAGGUGCAACCUGACUUUGACUCGUUCGGCGUGUUGCUCAUCUCGUUGGCGCUGCUUUGUGAUGCGGCGAUCGGGAACGUUCAGGAGAAAGCCAUGCGAGAACACCGGGCUCCCAACAACGAGGUGGUCAUCUUCUCGUAUGGCAUCGGGUUCGUGUAUCUGGCCGUGAUCAUGCUGGUGUCGGGCCAUCUGUACAAGGGUAUCAUAUUCUGUGCACAGCACCCCGUGGAAACAUAUGGCUAUGCAUUCCUCUUCAGCUUGACCGGAUACCUUGGAAUACAGAUCGUGCUAACGUUGGUGCGUACGUGCGGUGCACCGAUGGCCGCUACCGUCACAACGGCACGGAAAGCCGUUACCAUAGCGCUAUCGUUUGUCUUCUUCAGCAAACCGUUCACUAUACAGUAUCUCUGGUCCGGACUGAUAGUUGUUUUUGGAAUUUACCUGAACGUCUACAGCAAGCGCAGCAAGCUCACCUUUGCCGAUUUGGGAAAAAUGGUCAGCUCGCUCUAUCAGCGAACGAUAUCUCGAAUGCCGAUUGCAAGGCAGGGUACCAAAAAGUUGCUCCUUGAAGUGUGAUCCUGCCAAGUACCCUUACUACAGCAGCAAGUAAUUAUGGAAAUCAUUCGAUAGAAAGCCUAAUAAAUACGCAAUAUAUGUUAAGAUAUGGAAACGAAAG
Messenger RNA from Anopheles darlingi, 1350 nucleotides. RefSeq names its product adenosine 3'-phospho 5'-phosphosulfate transporter 2 (gene Papst2). The coding region runs from base 126 to 1250 and encodes 374 amino acids. Gene Ontology annotation, molecular function: 3'-phosphoadenosine 5'-phosphosulfate transmembrane transporter activity. The transcript has 2 exons. The record is from RefSeq and is a predicted model, not a curated record. Gene Ontology annotation, cellular component: endoplasmic reticulum membrane; Golgi membrane. Gene Ontology annotation, biological process: transmembrane transport. NCBI's taxonomy places the organism in Eukaryota, Metazoa, Arthropoda, Insecta, Diptera, Culicidae.